This is a messenger RNA of Galeopterus variegatus (Sunda flying lemur), 782 nucleotides long. RefSeq names its product sex comb on midleg-like protein 1. Lineage: Eukaryota; Metazoa; Chordata; Mammalia; Dermoptera; Cynocephalidae. The transcript has 2 exons. The coding region runs from base 346 to 726 and encodes 126 amino acids. The record is from RefSeq and is a predicted model, not a curated record.
UUGCUGGGUGUGCCUGGAUAUGCUUUCAGAAAUUAUAAGUACCAGCUGUCUAGAAGACGUAAAUUGGAGAAAAUGAGGAAGAAGGUGUUUCGCAGAUCAUUCUCCAGCCACGAAAGCUAUAGCCCAACUUCCCCAGUGGGGAGGCGGGAGAAUAAUUACCAGAGCAUCCCUGAAGGGGUAUGUAAUCAGUCGGAGGACUCCCAGAAAACAGGUCAGGAGUCACUGCUCAUGGAGCAGGAGUAGAAGGAGCAGAAGAUGUUCUUCAGCCUGAGUCCUUGACGCUUGUCUGCAAAUCCAUAUCAGCCUUCUAUCGUGCCUGAUAACCCUCUGCGGGGCACUUCUUUAAUGCCCUCCUAUACCAGCCCAGGGGCAGUUAAGAACACCAGCAUCCUUCCAAAUGUCCCAGCUCCCGGGGAAGGACCUGCAGCCCUACGGACCCAGGAAGACUCCAAUUCAGUAGAUACCCCUGAAAUGAAGACUCACUCCAUCUUCCUGGGGAAUAAACAUACUGCAACAUCUCUCUGCGUCCCUUCUGGUUUGGCUACAAGUUCACCAGUGCAUCCUGAGCCCUCUGUCUCUGAGGACCCUUCAGCCUGGUCUGUCGAUGAAGUGAUCCUGUUUCUACAACAUACAGAACCUCAGACAUUAGGACCCCUCGCCAGCCUCUUCAAGCGUUAUGUAAUGUAUCUUUUUCUCCAGUUUCCCUACCCUAAGGCCUUUGAGUGACCUCUGUGCAGGCUUUUCAGUUGGUUACUGAGUCAUGCAAAUGGUGGGGCCUCGCU